Messenger RNA from Neolamprologus brichardi, 6615 nucleotides. The record is from RefSeq and is a predicted model, not a curated record. NCBI's taxonomy places the organism in Eukaryota, Metazoa, Chordata, Actinopteri, Cichliformes, Cichlidae.
AUGAGCUCAGGUGUGUUUCAGGUGGAGGGCGUGGAGAAGAUCUGUGUUCGCUACCAGACCAUCGUCUCCACAACUGAGUCCAAGACCUGUGACGUCCUGGAUCAGCGCAAACUGGAGGUGAUUUCAUGGCGAGCGUCAGGUGUGGAUGCCUCCGGCGCAGGAACGCUUCUGAGGCCGCUCAGGGUGUUGCUGCAGUACGAGGUGCUGCACCUGCAGGGGUGGAGUCAGGCUGCAGAGAGCGCGCCACGCUGCCUGAGCGCCGCCCUGCUGGUCCGACAUGAAGACAGCAAGGAGGUCUCGGUGAACUUGGACCCUGUGGUGCUGGAGGUGCUGCAGGAAGCUCGGUGGAUGACCAAACUGGGAGUGAACAUGCCAAAGGUCAUCCAGAAGAUGACCUCCAGGGAAUCAGAGCUCAGAGAUUUGUACAGCCGACUGCUGGAGAUGCUCCAGGACUACAGCUCUGUGGUGGGCAGGGUGCCACCUCUCCUCCUCCCCCUCAUGCAGCCCUUCAUUGGCCGUGUGGAGGAAGCUCUCUCCCCUGGGCUCACCUCACUGUCCUGGAAUUCUCUCAACACUGAGCGGUUCCUGCAGAAUGUGUAUGUGGCUCUCAAAGACCUGGACCUGGUGGCCAAAAUGGCAACAGACCUGUUGGACUGUCGCAUCAGCCGGCUGCUUGGGGCCAUGUCAUCCUGCCGUCUGCUGGCCCUUCCUGAAGACUCGUCUGUGCAGAGUCAGCAGGUGGAGAGAUACGUGUACGAACUGAUCGAGGAGCUGAAGAGGAAGAUGAAGACUGUGGAGACUUUGCUCCGCAGGUACAACGCUCCGUUCAAGCCCUCCAUCCAGCUGUGGGUUCAGAAACUCUCCAACACCUCAGAGAUCAUCGAGAAGUGGCUGUCGGUUCAAAACCUCUGGAUCUACCUUGAAGCGGUGUUUGUGGGUGGAGACAUCGCCAAGCAGCUGCCUCAGGAGGCCAAACGUUUCCAGAACAUCGACAAGUCGUGGCUGAGGAUCAUGCAGCGAGCGCACGAGGUUCCCAACGUGGUGCAGUGCUGCGUGGGAGACGAGAUGCUCAGCCAGCUGCUCCCUCACCUGCUGGAGCAGUUGGAGCUCUGUCAGAAGUCUCUGUCCGGUUACCUGGAGAAGAAACGGUUGGUGUUCCCUCGUUUUUUCUUCGUGUCUGACCCCGCCCUGCUGGAGAUUCUGGGCCAAGCCUCUGACUCACACACUAUACAGGCUCAUCUGCUCAGUCUGUUCGAUAACGUUAACAGAGUUGUUUUCAAUGAGAAAAUCUACGACCAGAUGAUCAGUUUCCAGUCCCAAGAAGGAGAAACUGUGGAGCUGAGGCAGCCAGUGCUGGCACAGGGGAAUGUGGAGGUGUGGUUAGGAGAGCUGCUAGCUGGGGUGAGGGGAACCCUUCAUGCUAUCAUCCGUCAGGCUUACCUGGCCAUCAGUGACUCCGCCUUUAAGCUGCUGGAGUUCCAGUCGGCGUUCCCGGCUCAGAUUGGCCUGCUGGGAAUCCAGAUGAUCUGGACGAGAGACGCAGAAGAAGCACUCGUCCUCAGCAAGUCUGACAAGAAGAUCAUGCAAACGACCAAUCAGAGGUUCCUGAACCUCCUCAAUGAGCUCAUCGACAUGACGACUCGAGAGCUGAGCAGGAACGAGAGGACCAAAUAUGAGACGCUGAUCACCAUCCACGUCCACCAGAGAGACAUUUUCGAUGAUCUGGUGAGGAUGAACGUGCGGUCGGCUAGGCUGGAGGAGCAGAUUUCGGAGCUCCCUGCGUUUUACACAGCGGGUUCGAUCCUGUUGGACACCGACCAGCUGAAGCGUUCGCUCACUCACGAGUGUCGCUCCUGGAAACGAGCUUUCGGCGCCGCUCUGAACCGUCUGGCUCAGUCCGGAGCCUGGGGCUGCUUCGAUGAGUUUAACCGCAUCGAGCUGCCGGUGCUUUCUGUCGCCGCCCAGCAGAUCUACAUCGUGCUGCAGUGUAAGAAGAACAAGAAGAAGCAGUUCGUCUUCACCGACGGAGAUGUGGUCGACAUGGAUCCCGAGUUCGGCAUCUUCCUCACCAUGAAUCCCGGUUACGCCGGCCGUCAGGAGCUGCCUGAAAACCUGAAGAUUCAGUUCCGCACAGUAGCCAUGAUGGUCCCGGACCGAGCCAUCAUCAUGAGGGUUAAAUUGGCCAGUGCUGGUUUCCGUGACAACCAGGUCCUAAGCAGGAAGUUCUACACCCUCUACAAACUGUGUGAGGAGCAGCUGUCCAAACAGGUCCAUUAUGAUUUCGGUCUGAGGAACAUUUUGUCGGUUUUGAGGACGUUGGGAGCUGUGAAGCGAUCCAACCCGUCAGAACCAGAGAAGACCGUGGUGAUGAGGGUCCUGAGGGACAUGAACCUCUCCAAACUGGUGGACGAGGACGAGCCUCUGUUCAUGAGUCUGAUCAAUGACCUGUUUCCUGGCAUUGUUCUGGAUAAAGCCGGUUAUCCAGACUUGGAGUCGGCCAUCUUUAAUCAGGCUCAGCAGGCCGGUCUGAUCCCUCACCCGCCCUGGAUCCUCAAACUGGUCCAGCUCUAUGAGACGCAGAGAGUCCGACAUGGUAUGAUGACGCUGGGUCCGAGCGGUGCUGGGAAGACGGCGUGCGUCCACACGCUGAUGAAGGCCAUGUCUGAGUGCGGCUCGCCCCACCGAGAGAUGAGGAUGAACCCCAAAGCCAUCACAAUUGUCUUUGAGCCCCACAACAUCGACAACGCCUCCCCAGCCACCGUGUCCAGGAACGGGAUGGUGUUCAUGAGCUCGUCAGUGCUCAGCUGGAGGCCCAUCCUGCAGGCCUGGUUACAGAAACUAGCAGAGCAGCAGGCCAGCGCUCUGAAACACUGCUUCGACUGCUGCUACCAGGACUUGUUGGACUUUGUCUUCACUGCUGUGUCCCCUAAGAUGCAGGUGCUGGAGUGUAUGUACAUCAAACAGACUAUUGACCUGCUGCAGGGUUUGCUCCCAGCAGCGCAGGACAAACAGGGUGGCCAUGAUCAUGUGGGACGCAUGUUCGUCUUUGCGGUCAUGUGGUCUCUGGGUGCACUGCUGGAGCUGGAUGACAGAGCCAAGAUGGAGGCCUUCCUGAAGGCCCACAGCUCAUCUCUGGACCUGCCACCCACUCAGGACAACCAGACCAUCUUUGAGUUCACCGUCAGCGAGCAGGGACACUGGGAGCACUGGUCCAACAAGGUCCCAGAGUAUGUCUACCCCAAAGACCACGUCCCUGACUACUCGUCCAUCCUGGUUCCCAACGUAGACAACGUGAGGACGGACUUCCUGAUGCAGACCAUCAUGAAGCAGAGGAAGGCCGUGCUGCUGAUCGGAGAGCAAGGAACAGCCAAGACCGUCAUGAUUAAAGGCUACACUGGAAAGCUCGACCCAGAGCUCCACCUCAGUAAGACGGUGAACUUCUCUUCGGCCACGCUGCCAGGCAUGUUCCAGAGGACGCUCGAGAGCUACAUCGACAAACGCAUGGGCACCACCUACGGGCCGCCGGCCGGACGCAGGAUGACCGUCUUCAUAGACGACAUCAACAUGCCCGUAAUCAACGAAUGGGGCGACCAGAUAACCAAUGAGAUUGUGCGUCAGCUGAUGGAGCAGGGAGGUUUCUACAGCCUGGAUCGUCCAGGAGAGUUCAUCACUGUGGUGGAUGUUCAGCUGGUGGCAGCCAUGAUUCACCCCGGCGGCGGUCGGAACGACAUCCCUCAACGUCUGAAGCGCCAGUUCUCCAUCUUUAACUGCACGCUGCCCUCCAACUCCUCCAUCGAUAAGAUCUUUGGCACUGUGGCUCAGGGCUACUUCUGCCCAGAGAGAGGCUUCCCCGGCCCGGUGUGCCAGCUCGCCGCCGCCCUCGUCCCCACCACCAGGCGGGUGUGGCAGGCCGUGAAGGCGAAGAUGUUACCGUCUCCUGCAAAGUUUCACUACAUCUUCAACCUGCGUGACCUCAGCAGAAUCUGGCAGGGGAUCCUCACGGUGAAGUCAGAGGUGUGUCAGAGCUCUGAGCUCCUCUCCGCUCUCUUCCAUCACGAGUGCUGCAGAGCGAUCGCCGAUCGAUUCGUCGACAGCGGCGACAGACGAGCGUUCAGCAGCAUCGUGGAGGCGGUCACAGUGGAGGAUCAUGGGAGAGCUCUGACUGAGCAUGCUCAGUGGAACAGCUGCUUUGUGGACUUCCUGCGUGAAGCCCCGGAAGCGACGGGAGAUGAACAUGAAGACGCUGAGCUGGAGGCUCCGAAGGACCUGGUGGCAGAGAAGUGUGGCGAGUACUUCGAGCGUUUCCGCCGCCAGACGUUUGUGACGCCAAAGUCCUACCUGUCCUUCAUCGACAGCUACAAGCUGGUCUACACGGAGAAGAUCGCUCACGUCGGCACGCUGGCCGAGCGCAUGCAGACAGGUCUGUGUAAACUGAUGGAGGCGGAGCAGUCGGUGUCUCAGCUCUCUGAGGAGCUGCUGGUGAAGGAGAAGGAGCUCGCCGUCGCCUCCCAGAGGGCAGACCAGGUCCUGCAGGAGGUCACGGCCAAAGCUCAGGCUGCCGAAAAGGUGAAGCAGCAGGUGCAGAAGGUGAAGGAUAAAGCUCAGCUCAUCGUGGACGAGAUCGAAGCCGAUAAAAUGGCAGCAGAGUCCAAACUGGAGGCUGCGAAACCGGCUCUGCAGGCUGCUGAGGCUGCCCUACAGACCAUCAAACCAGCAGACAUCUCCACGGUGAGGAAGCUGCAGAAGCCUCCUGUGAUGUUUGACGUCUCGGUGCUGCAGGACUCCAUCACAGAGGAGGUGGUGGAGCUGCUCGCGCCUUACCUCCACAUGGACGACUACAACAUGGAGACGGCCAAGAGGAUCUGUGGGAACGUGGCGGGGCUCUGCUCCUGGACUCAGGCCAUGGUCGACUUCUUCAGCAUCAACAAGGAGGUUCUUCCUCUGAAGGCUAACCUGGCCAUGCAGGAGGCCCGUCUGCUGGUGGCUCAGUCUGAACUCACUAAGGCUCAGGAACAGCUGGAUGCUAAACAGCUGGAGCUGGACGCGGUGCAGACGCUGUGGAGGAAAGAGAUGGAGGAGAAGCUCCUCCCCUUCAGUCCCGAGCUGAACGUGAUUGGUCUGCUGGUGGACAACGCCACAGUGAGCGAGUGGAACCUGCAGGGUCUACCCAGCGACGACCUGUCCAUCCAGAACGGCAUCGUGGUGACGAAGGCGUCCCGCUACCCGCUGCUGAUAGACCCCCAGGGCCAGGGCAAGACCUGGAUCCAGAACAGAGAGCGAGACCAGCAGCUGCAGGUGACGUCUUUGAACCACAAAUACUUCCGUUCCCACCUGGAGGACAGCCUGUCUCUUGGGCGCCCCCUGCUGUUGGAGGACGUUGGUGAGGAACUGGACCCCGUCCUGGACAACAUACUGGACAAAAACUACAUCAAGUCUGGCUCCACUUACAAGGUGAAGGUUGGAGACAAGGAGGUGGAUGUAAUGAAGGGCUUCACGCUCUACAUCACCACCAAGAUGGCCAACCCAGCAUACAGCCCUGAGGUCAGCGCCAGGACGGCCGUGGUGGACUUCACCGUCACUCAGAGAGGCCUGGAGGACCAGCUGCUGGGACGGGUCAUCCUGCUGGAGAAGCAGGAGAUGGAGGCAGAGCGAGUGAAGCUCCUGGAGGAGGUGACGUCCAACAAGAGGAAGAUGCAGGAGCUGGAGGACAGCCUGCUGUUCAGGCUCACCAGCACACAGGGCUCGCUGGUGGAGGACCAGUCUCUGAUCGAGGUGCUGAGCGUCACCAAGAUCACCGCUCAGGAGGUAAGUGAGAAGCUGACGGUUGCCGCGGAGACAGAGGUGAAGAUUAACCAGGCCAGGGAGGAGUACCGGCCAGUGGCCACCAGGGGGAGCAUCCUCUACUUCCUGAUUGUGGAGAUGUCGCUGGUGAACGUCAUGUACCAGACGUCGCCGCGGCAGUUCCUCGGGCUCUUUGAUUCGUCCAUGCAGAACUCGGCCAGGUCGCAGGUCACCUCCAAACGCAUUAGCAACAUCAUCAGCUUCCUCACCUACCAGGUGUACCGUUACACAGCCAGAGGUCUGUACGAGGAACACAAGCUGCUCUUCACUCUGCUGUUGGCUCUAAAGAUCGACCUGCAGGCCCGAAUCAUCUCGCACGUGGAGGUGCUCACCUUCAUCAAAGGCGGAGCCUCUCUGGACCUGAACUCUGUAGAAUCGAAGCCACGGCGCUGGAUCCUGGACCAGACCUGGCUGAACCUGGUGCAGCUGUCCAGCCUGCCUGCGUUCUUCCAGAUUCUGAACCAGGUGAACCAGAACGAGCGCGCCUGGAAAGCGUGGUUCGACCAUCCAGCGCCAGAAGACGCCCCGCUGCCCGAUGGCUACGAGGAGAAGCUCGACACCUUCCGGAAGCUUCUGCUCAUCCGGAGCUGGUGCCCCGACCGGACCAUCGCUCAGGCGCGGCGCUACAUCUCAGAGUCUCUGGGCCAACAGUACGCCGAAGGCUCGGUCCUGGACUUGGACACCAUGUUGGCAGAGAGCAACAACCGAACGCCGAUGGUGUGUCUGCUGUCGAUGGGCUCCGACCCGACUGAGAACAUCGAGAGAUUAGCCAAG